Molecule: messenger RNA, 2667 nt
Organism: Oryzias melastigma (Indian medaka)
Lineage: Eukaryota; Metazoa; Chordata; Actinopteri; Beloniformes; Adrianichthyidae
Gene: irf4a
Product: interferon regulatory factor 4a
Exons: 9
Coding region: 687-2072 (461 amino acids)
Biological process (GO): regulation of transcription by RNA polymerase II; immune system process
Cellular component (GO): nucleus
Molecular function (GO): RNA polymerase II cis-regulatory region sequence-specific DNA binding; DNA-binding transcription factor activity, RNA polymerase II-specific; protein binding
Source: RefSeq, a predicted model, not a curated record
UCCUGGGUCUCUUCCUGUUUGUCUGAUGAGCAACGAAGGUCAUGCAUGGGAGCAUCGAGCCACCAUGAUCUCACAAGACUUUGGACUUGGUUGAAUUUUAAACUCAGAAAUGAGAAUAAAGCAGACAUUAAUUAUUAAAAGAAUUAAAUUCAGAGAGAAUUGUUUUGACCUGUAAACAGGGUAUAUGUGCAUGUGCAGCCACUGGAGGGCAGUGUUACAAAUGGUUUACACUUGAAAUAAUCUUGUAUUUUAAAUUAGUUUGUUUUUUUUGCUGUUUUAAUCAUGCAAUAUGUCAGUUUCUGAUACAACUUAAACAUAUUUAGGUAUUUUUAAGCAAUUUCCUAUCAGUUGACAUUUAAUUGAACCAGAUUUUCUUUUUUAGGUGUUUUUUUAUUAUUAUUUUUGGGAUAUUUAGUGAUGGGAACUGUAAAUUGUUCCAUUCCGUUGUGAUCUGCGUUCAGGGUGUCACUAGAGGGAUUCCCCACGCCGCCGCUGCGUGGGCGCUUUUAGGCUUUCAGAAAAGCGAACGCGCCAAAUUACAGCACAUCUCUUCUUGAACUUCUCUGAGCCCCCGAAGCUCCUCCCUAAAAAGAAAAAAAAAAUCAAGAUGUGAAAAAGGUUUAAGAGCAGGACCCCAAGAUCCCCGCCAGCAAUUUACAGUGGGGGCCCCCUGCGCAUCUGAAGAGAUGAACCUGGAUGAAGACAGCAGCGUGCCAGGCAGCUGCGGCAAUGGAAAGCUGAGGCAGUGGCUGAUCGAUCAGAUAGACAGCAGGAGAUACCCUGGCUUGGUUUGGGAAAACGAGGAGAAAAGCAUCUUUAGAAUUCCGUGGAAGCAUGCAGGGAAACAAGACUACAACAGAGAAGAGGAUGCUGCGCUCUUCAAGGCAUGGGCGAUGUUCAAGGGAAAAUACAAGGAAGGUAUUGACAAACCAGACCCUCCGACAUGGAAAACCAGACUCCGCUGCGCCCUUAAUAAAAGCAACGACUUUGAUGAAAUAGUGGAGAGAAGCCAACUGGACAUCUCAGAUCCGUAUAAAGUUUACAGAAUAAUUCCAGAGGGAGUGAAAAAGGAAAUGAAAAUGAGCAGUAUAGAGGAGAUGCCACCACACUCCAAUGCCAUUGGCUUUAUUCCGCCUUACCCAUCACUGCGCAACCAGGUACCUUUUGUAGUUUCUCAAGAGAGGAGGGACUGGAGGGAUUACCACCCUUCUCCAGAGCAGCAGGUUCUGUCCAGCCCACAUUUACACGGGCCGCACGCAGAACUGCAGUACGGCCAGUGUCCCUACCCGCCAUCAAUCAGCCGGGCUUGGCCCGGGUCACACACGGAAAACGGUUUUCAGCUCUCAUUCCACACCUACCUUUCAGAGUCUCAACCCCCUUUGUAUGCAGUGGACCACAACAAUGUUACAACAGAUUUCAGUCUGCAUGUGUCCUUAUACUACAGAGAGUCCCUGGUAAAGGAAGUGACUGUCACUAACCCAGAAGGUUGUAGGAUCACUUCCUCCUCCUCGUCCACGUCCUCUCCAUCCUCCUCAUCCCCGUGUCCGGAGGACAAGUUCCACAGCGGAGCCGAAGUGGUUCUCUUUCCAUUUCCGUAUCCCGAGUCCCAGAGACAGGGCGCCGAGAUGCUUCCGAACAUUCUGGAGAAGGGGGUGCUCCUGUGGAUGACGGCUGACGGGAUGUACGCCAAGCGCCUCUGUCAGGGGAGAGUGUACUGGGAGGGACCUCUGGCCCAGUUUAUGGACAAACCCAACAAGCUGGAGAAGGAGCAGCCGUGCAAACUGUUCGACACCCAUCAGUUCCUUAUUGACUUGCAAGAUUUUGCCCAUAAUGGUCGGCAUCUGCCCCGACACCAGGUGGUGCUGUGUUUUGGAGACGAGUAUCCGGACCCACAACGUUCAAGGAAGAUGAUCACUGCACAAGUGGAGCCAAUGUUUGCCAGGAAACUGGUCUACUAUUACCAGCAGAACGCAGGUCACUACCCUCGAACCUACGAUCACAUCCAGGAACAGAACUCCUCUUCAGGCAUUGACUAUCCUUCCCAGCGCGCCUUACAACACAUCCAGGAGUGACACGUGAACACACACACACAUGAAGCUGUGGCUUUUUCUCUCUCAUCGGGACUGCAAGUUUGUGUACAGUAAAGCGGGGUAAAGAUGGGGAAGACCCUGCUGUUCCUUCUUGCACAUCGAUUCAUUGUUGUGUCUGUGGAGGAAGAAAUGCUUCUUUUUUUAUUUUUUUUUUUCUACAAAUAUUACUGUGACAAUGUGAAGGAUGCGGUUUGAGGGUGGGGGGGAUGAGGGGAGUGUGGGGCGAACUGAGGCAGGAAGUACGAGCACAGGUGCACAGGAAGAAUGGCCCCCGACACAAACACUGAUACGUGUAAGAGAUAAAGCAGGCUGAAUAAAUACUCGCUCAAAUCAGUUGACGGCACGAUUGUUUUCCCCAUUUUUCUUUUUUCUAAAAAAGUUUUUUUUUUUAAAUAAAUGCUUUCAAAAAAGUGAACUGUAAUAUAUUUCCUGGACAACCACAACAGUCGUUUUGUUUUCUUAGAAUCCCACAAAAUAUUAUUUUAGUUUCUGUAUUUUACCUUUUUUUGGUCUAAAUUUAGUUAAUUCUUACACUGUUGAGUCUCUCAGUAUUUAUACAAAUUUGAAACCCAUUUUU